GAGCCGGGCCAGCAGCGCGCAGCCAUGGCCGGGGCGCGCCCGGGGGUGCACGCGCUGCAGCUGGAGCCCCUGCGCGUGCCGGAGACCCUCAUCAAGGGCAGCAAGUUCAUGAAGUGGGACGAGGAGCCCACGAGCCGAGCGCUGGUGACCCUGCGCGUGGAUCCGCAAGGCUUUUUCCUCUACUGGACCGGCCCGAGUUUGGAAGUGGAUGUUUUGGAUAUCAGCUGCAUCCGAGACACGCGGAACGGACGCUAUGCCAAGCUGCCCAAGGACCCCAAGAUUCGGGAAACUCUGGGCUUUGGAGGCCCAGAGCAACGGCCCGAGGAGAAACUUUUAACAGUGGUUCACGGACCUGACUUGGUCAACGUGAGUUUUCUCAACUUCAUGGCAGUUGUCCAAGAUAAUACAGCAAAGGUAUGGACUGAGGAACUGUUCAAACUCGCUACCAACAUCCUAGCUCAAAACGCUUCUCGGAAUACCUUCCUGCAAAAAGCCUACACCCGGCUGAAAAUCCAGGUUAAUCAAGAUGGGAGGAUCCCUGUCAAGAAUAUUCUCAAAAUGUUCUCAGCUGACAAGAAGCGAGUGGAGACAGCCCUGGAAUCUUGUGGCCUGAACUUCAACAGGAGCGAGUCGAUCAAACCGGAGGAGUUCACUUUGGAGAUCUUUGAACGCUUCCUGAACAAGCUUUGCCUUCGUCCCGACAUUGACAAAAUCCUGCUGGAAAUCGGAGCCAAGGGAAAACCGUAUCUGAGCCUAGACCAGCUGAUGGAGUUUAUCAACCAGAAGCAGCGAGAUUCCCGGCUGAACGAGGUCUUGUACCCCCCUCUGACGCGGGCACAAGUGCGCCAACUGAUCGCCAAGUACGAACCCAACCAGCAGUUCCAGCAACGGGAUCAGAUGUCCCUGGAAGGAUUUGGGCGCUACCUGGGGGGUGAAGAGAACACCAUUGUGCCCCCUGAAGAGCUGGACCUGUGCGAUGACAUGACCCACCCGCUGAGCAGCUACUUCAUUAAUUCUUCACAUAAUACCUACCUCACAGCUGGGCAGCUGACGGGCAAUUCUUCUGUGGAAAUGUACCGGCAGGUGCUCUUAAGUGGGUGCCGAUGCAUCGAACUUGAUUGCUGGAAGGGACGUCCCCAAGACGAAGAGCCUUUCAUCACCCAUGGCUUCACCAUGACGACAGAAAUCCCCUUCAAGGAAGUCAUCGAGGCCAUUGCGGAAAGUGCGUUCAAGACGUCGCCCUUCCCCGUCAUCCUUUCGUUUGAGAACCACGUUGAUUCAGCGAAGCAGCAGGCCAAGAUGGCCGAAUACUGCCGAAGUAUUUUCGGAGACGCCCUGCUUAUUGAUCCCUUCGAAAAAUAUCCGCUUCAGCCCGGCGUGCCCUUACCGAGCCCCCAGGAAUUAUUGGGGCGUAUUCUGGUGAAAAACAAGAAGCGUCGCACCCACACCAAGGGGACGGAAGGGAGUGUACGGAAGCGGCUUCUGGAGCAGACACCCAGCUGCUACAGUGAUUCAUCGGGGGUGGGUGAGCCCGGCUCUCCUGCCCUGGGGUCUCCCUUUGCCGAACAGCCCGAGAUCCUUUCCUCGAUCCUGACCAAUGGGGAGGAGAAGGCUUCUGACAGGAUGACAAAACUAGGGGAACCCCGCAAAUCUAUCGACCGGGAGGCUGAAAGUGAGGAGGAGGAGGAACAGCAAGAUCCCAAAAAACCCACAACCGAUGAGGGCACUGCGAGCAGCGAGGUCAAUGCCACGGAAGAGAUGUCCACGUUGGUGAACUACAUCGAACCAGUCAAGUUUAAAUCCUUUGAGGUGGCCUGCAAACGCAACAAAUCUUACGAAAUGUCUUCGUUUGUGGAGACCAAGGGCCUGGAGCAGCUGACCAACAGCCCCAUGGAAUUCGUCGAAUACAACAAGAAGCAGCUAAGUCGAAUCUACCCCAAAGGGACCCGUGUGGAUUCCUCCAAUUACAUGCCCCAGCUAUUCUGGAACGCUGGCUGUCAGAUGGUGGCCCUCAAUUUUCAGUCCCUGGACUUGCCGAUGCAGCUGAAUCUGGGCAUCUUCGAAUACAACCGCCGGAGCGGCUACUUGCUCAAGCCUGAAUUUAUGCGACGGCCGGACAAGUUUUUCGACCCGUUCACCGAAGACAUCGUCGACGGCAUCGUGGCCAACACGGUCAAAGUGAAGAUUAUAUCCGGGCAAUUCCUGUCUGAUAAGAGGGUUGGCAUCUAUGUCGAGGUGGACAUGUUCGGGCUGCCAGUGGACACCAAGCGCAAAUUCCGCACCCGGACCUCACAGGGCAACUCUUUCAACCCGGUUUGGGACGAGGAGCCGUUUGUCUUCCACAAGGUUGUGCUGCCAACUCUCGCCUCGCUGCGCAUCGCUGUUUUUGAGGAGGGGGGCAAAUUUGUGGGCCAUCGGAUCUUGCCCGUCUCCGCCAUCUGCGCAGGGUACCACUAUAUUAGCCUGCGCAGCGAGAGCAACCAGCCCCUGUGUCUCCCAGCCCUGCUGGUCUAUACAGAAGCUUACGACUAUAUUCCCGAUGAUCAUCAAAAUUACGCCGAGGCUUUGAUUAACCCAAUUAAGCAUGUCAGCUUAAUGGACCAGCGGGCCAAGCAGUUGGCCGCUCUGAUGGGGGAGAGUGAGGAGAACAUAGAGAAGCCGAAACAGGAGGCCCUGUUGAGGACCCCCUCCUGUGCCACCAUGGGGCCAGCCCGAGAGGUGCAGAAACCCCUCCCGGAUGUGCUGCCCCCAACUCGGAGCCCCAGCAUUGUCCCCAGUCAAGGGCAGAGAGAUGACUUGAUUGCCAGCAUCUUGGCAGAGGUCUCCCCUCCGACUGUGGAAGAACUGAGGCAGCAAAAGACUUUUAUGAAGCUUCUGAAAAAACAGUACCGUGAGCUGAAGGAGCUCCGUCGGAAGCACAUGAAGAAGAUUUGCAGUCUCAACAAGAAGCAGAGUGCGCAGCUGACAUUGGAAAGAAACCGGCUGCGCAGCCGGGAAGGGUCUCAAAGCUCUUUAGAGGGAGCGCGGCAAGGGCAGGAACGCGAGGAAACUCAGAGGAAGCUGGAUCUGCAGGAGUGGCAGAUGCAGGGGCUGCUCCGGCUGCGCGAGGCUCAGCACCAGCUGGAGAGGGAACUGAAGCGAGAUCACCUGCGCCAGGCCCAACACCGCUUGAGAGAGAUUUCUCAGGAUUACCAAACUGCUCAGUUGAAGAAGCUGAAAGAAACGAGUGAAAAGGAGAAGAAGGAGCUGCAGAAAAUCCUGGAUCGAAAACGGCACAACAGUAUCACUGAAGCGAAAUCCCGCGAGAGGACCAAAAAGGAUGUGGAGCUAACAGAGAUAAACAGAAGGCACAUCACUGAGUCCGUAAACUCCAUUCGCAGGCUUGAAGAGGCUCAGAAACGACGCCAAGAAAAGCUACUUUUGGGGCACCAGGAAAUACAGCAGUUGAUUGAAGACGAGGAGCCACAGUUGAUAGCCCAGCUGGAACAAGAGUGCAAGGUGGAGCGUUUGUCGUUGACCCAAGAAAUUGGCCGUUUCCUGCAGGAAGAACUCGAUGGGGGGGUCAGCAACGGACACCCCCCUGGGACCAGCGUUAGCUCCUUGCCCGCCCAAGACGAGCUGACGGUCCUGUGAACCGGCGGGGAGCAAGCAACGUCAGCGAACGCCGGCCGGCCGCAAAAGAGAAACGCAGGAGGCAGCUCUGCAUCUUAAAAAUGCAUGCGUGGGGCAGAGCCGGCAGAAAAACACACUAAAGGCGCUCCUUGUUUUCUUUCCUUUCCUUUUUUUAAAAUUUUAUUUUUUUAACUUUUUUUAAAUUGCUAACUUUAAUUUGUCUCCUGCUUCUCAGUUACAAAUUGAGACUGGAGAAAGACUCCGGGGAAAUGUUUUGGGAGGCAGGGGGUGAGUGUUGGACAAUCCCACCCCCUCCAAAAUGUAUGCACGCACACCCACGCCUACAUCCAUGCAUGCACACCUUUGUGGCGGUGGAGAAGGGACGCAUGCACCAUAAUUCCCUGUAAUUAAUGCACUAUUUGUGAUGAGGGUGAUCCAUUCCCCCUUGGUGAUCCUUUU
Candoia aspera is the source of this 4071-nucleotide messenger RNA. It is a transcript of the gene PLCB3, whose product is annotated as phospholipase C beta 3. The transcript has 33 exons. NCBI's taxonomy places the organism in Eukaryota, Metazoa, Chordata, Lepidosauria, Squamata, Candoiidae. The coding region runs from base 25 to 3633 and encodes 1202 amino acids. Gene Ontology annotation, biological process: lipid catabolic process; release of sequestered calcium ion into cytosol; phosphatidylinositol-mediated signaling. Gene Ontology annotation, molecular function: calcium ion binding; phosphatidylinositol-4,5-bisphosphate phospholipase C activity; calmodulin binding. The record is from RefSeq and is a predicted model, not a curated record.